AUGAACCAACCGAACAUACCUUUAUAUCCCAAUGGCACACUUUUGACAGUAGGAACGCAUAGAGCCUUAAUCAAGAAGUAUUUGACUAGUGGUGGCUUUGCUCAAAUAUAUGCAGUUGAGAUAACACCUGUUGAUACUUAUAGUAAAUCCAACGUGGCUUGUUUGAAAAGAGUUAUUGUUCCAACUAAAUCAGGUUUAAAUACAUUAAGGGCAGAAGUGGAUGCUAUGAAACUUUUGAAAAAUAAUAGACAUGUCGUUUCUUAUAUUGACUCUAAUGCAGUUAAAUCGGCGUUUAACAAUGGUUCUUACGAAGUACUUCUAUUGAUGGAAUAUUGCGAAGGCGGUGGAUUAAUCGAUUUUAUGAACUCGAGGCUACAAAAUAGACUGAGUGAAGCUGAGAUACUAAACAUUCUUUCUCAAACAGCUCAAGGGGUAGCUAAUAUGCAUGCCUUACAACCGGUUCUUCUUCAUCGAGAUAUAAAAAUUGAGAAUGUGUUGAGAUCUGGGAAUGGCGAAUUCAAAUUAUGCGAUUUCGGUUCUGUCUGUGGAUAUAUUAGACCACCAAGAAACCAACAAGAGUUGUCAUAUGUCCAACAUGAUAUCUUGAAGAACACCACUGCACAAUAUAGGUGUCCAGAAAUGCUAGAUUUAUAUAGAGGUUUACCUAUUGAUGAAAAAUCCGAUAUCUGGGCACUUGGUGUAUUUCUUUACAAAUUAUGUUAUUAUACAACACCAUUUGAGAAAACUGGAGAAAAUGCUAUCCUACAUUCAAAAUUCCAAUAUCCUGCUUUUCCAAUAUAUAGCGAUAGGUUGAAGAAUUUGAUCCGAGUUAUGCUUUCAGAGAACCCAACCAAAAGACCGAAUAUAUGUGAAUUAUUGGAAGAGAUAUCGAGCAUUCAAGGUGUUCCUUGUCCAAUCCAAAAUUUCUAUUUAAUAAGAGCACAGCAAUUAGCUAACCAAAUUCAAUUACAAAGACAAACUACAGUGCCAAAGAUCGCAACAGCACAACCAAUACAACAACUGAACGCUCGAACUCAAACAAUGCCAAUAAUAAAUACCAAGGCGAAUACAUCACUUGUGACGCCCAUAACAGUUCCUGUUUUAAGUGAGAAUACAAGACUUCCCGCUUUAGAGUUAGAUAUAAAAGUUCCUCAAUUCUCACCUUCAUUAGAUAAGGAUAUGUAUAUGAAAUUGCAUCCCUUCCAAAAAUCUGGAACUUUAUUAACCCCAUCGAAAACAGCAUCCGUUAGCCCGAUCCGACGUUAUAUAUCUAGAUCCCCAUCAAGAGACAAUACCAAUUACGAUAUUCAAAGAAGACGUACUAGCCAAUAUGAUCAUGAUCAAAACCAAUCGAACUAUAUGGGAAGGAGUUUAUCAAGAACAUCAUCUAUAAAAUCCACUUCUGCACUUUCAUUUGAAGGAAAUCUUCAAGGGAAUAAUACAGGUGAUAGUUUUGCUCAGAAAUUUACCAAUAAGAUCAAAAGGGUUGUUACAGGAGAAUCACGGAAUGCAUCUCCAAUCAGAUCACGGCAAGAUACAGGUGGUAGUGUCAGGUCUGCUUUUGGUGCUAUCAGGGGUGCAUUUACUGGCAGCAUGAGAGCUCCUUCCCUAGAUAAUAACACCAACAAUAGUAUGCAUAAUAAUAGUAAUAACAAUACUUCAAGAAAUUCUAGUUAUGGUAGACAUAACAUAAUCACAAAUCCAAUUAAAGAAGAAGACUCGAGAAAUAUGACGAAGGCGAAGCUUGCGAAAAGACAUACUAUGCCUCCUGGAAUGUUGUAUGAUUUGGAAAACUUAGAGAUAGAAAAUGAAGGCUACCACGCAAGUGAAUAUUACAGAUCUCAUUCACCUACUAAGCCAUUUGUAACUAAAACUACUCGAGAUAACAUUCAACAGAGGGUUCAAAAUCUACUUAGCGAAUCCGAACAGCCAAUGGAAAGGAAUAAUAUAGACACGCAUCAUACUAAUGCAGUAAGUCACUCCAUGAUACCGAGAAAUUUAAAUAGUAGAGAAAAAGAUAGUCUGAGAUAUUCUAGUGUUGUUAUCAAUCCGUUAGAGGAUAUCGGUUCUUCACCAAAGAAAGCUCCACCAUUACCUUUCAAACCACAUCAUUUGAGGCCUAAACCACCUCCAAAACCAACAUAUCUUUCUAAAAUGUUUUCGAAAGAAAGGAUUAGUAGUACUGCUACUGAACAACUAGUUACCUUGGAUGUCGAUACUUUAGAGAGAGAUUUUAGGAAACGAUUCCCUAGCACAUUAGAAAAUAGAUAG
Molecule: messenger RNA, 2271 nt
Organism: Naumovozyma dairenensis CBS 421
Lineage: Eukaryota; Fungi; Ascomycota; Saccharomycetes; Saccharomycetales; Saccharomycetaceae
Gene: PRK1
Product: serine/threonine protein kinase PRK1
Exons: 1
Coding region: 1-2271 (756 amino acids)
Biological process (GO): actin cortical patch assembly; peptidyl-threonine phosphorylation; protein autophosphorylation
Cellular component (GO): cytoplasm
Molecular function (GO): protein serine/threonine kinase activity; ATP binding
Source: RefSeq, a predicted model, not a curated record